AUGAAUUUACAAUUUUCAAUACCAGGAUUUGUUAGUCGUAGAUAUAUUAAUGAAACCAAAGGUAGAGGAUUAUUUGCAGAGAAAUCAUUUGAAAAAGGUGAAUUAAUUUUCUCGGAAAGACCACUAUUUUCAGUUCAACAUGUUUAUAAUAGAGCAACAGCAUGGACAUGUGGUAAUUGUUUUAAAUUUUUAGGAUCAUUAAAUAAACAAAUGUUACAUUAUAGAAAAGUAUUUGGAAUUAAAGAGGCAUCAGAAUUACCAGAGUUUGAAAAUCUUUUCAAUUUUCAUACCAAAGUUUAUAGUUGUUUUGCAAAAUGUGGUGAAAAAUAUUGUUCAGAAGAGUGUAGAAAUGUUGCAUUCUAUAGUCAUCAUCAAAUUCUUUGUGUUGGUGAACAAACUCCAGAUUCGAAUCCAAUGUAUCAAUUUAAAAAACAUUCAAUUGAAACAAAUGAAUUAUUUUUAUUAGCUGCUCAAGCAAUCGCUUGUUUAAUUUGUAGAAUUGCAAAUGACCCAUCUUCUGAUCAACCAACUCAAAUUAAAAUUCCAUUAACUACAAAUAAUAAUAAUAAUAAUAAUAAUAAUACAACUACUACAACAACUACUACAACAACUACUACAACAACUACAACUACAACUACAGGUAAUUCAUCACAGGAUACAAUUAUACAGGCACCAUUGGUUGAAAGAAUUUGUAAUGAAUUCUUUUCAGAAUAUCAACAUAGAGAAUGGUGGGAUGUUAGAAUUGAUGGUAAUUUCACAUUGGAGGAAGCAAAAGUGUGGUCAAAUGAAUCAUUGGAAUUAUUGAGAAAAGCAUUGAUACCAUUACUUCAAAAUAAUCCAAAAACUAAUAAUCAAGUAUUUAUUGGCACUGUUUUAUCAAUGGAAUUCUAUUCACAUUUACUUGGUCUUUUAGAGAUGAAUGAUAAUUCAAUUGGUUUCUUUAAUCCAUUGGAAUUAUUUAGAAGAGAUAUCAAUGCCAUUGGUAAAGGUCCUUUCACAACACCACCAAUUCAAAAGAAUUUAAAAGAUCGUUCAAAUGCUGUUUUAGCUUCAACCGUUGAUGCUUUCCGUCAAUAUCAUAAUGAACAAGAUGAUCAAUGUGAUCAAGAAGAUUGUAAUGAUCAUGAACAUUCUCAUGGUGAUUCAAUGGAUGAUGAUGAUCAUCAUGGUCAUGGUCAUUCUCAUGGUCAUGGUCAUGGUGGUUCUCAUGGUCAUGGUGGUUCUCAUGAUGAUCAUGCAAUGGAAGAUAAUCAAGAGGAGGAAGAGGAUGAUGUAGUUGAAGAGGUUUUCCCAUCUUUUGAUGGUUUUGGUAUUUUUGGUCUUCAAGCAAUGGUUAAUCAUUCUUGUGAACCAAAUAUUACUGUAGUUUUUGAAAACCAUGAUAAUCGUGCUCACAUUAAAGCAACUCGUAGAAUUGAAGCUGGUGAAGAAUUAUUCCAUACAUAUAUUGAAGAAACAAAUCCAUAUGAUGUUCGUCAAGAAGAUUUAAUUACUUAUGGUUUAAAAUGGGAAUGUGGUAAAUGUUUAGAAAAAAUUUAA
Dictyostelium discoideum AX4 is the source of this 1539-nucleotide messenger RNA. RefSeq lists its product as hypothetical. The transcript has a single exon. NCBI's taxonomy places the organism in Eukaryota, Evosea, Eumycetozoa, Dictyosteliales, Dictyosteliaceae. Gene Ontology annotation, molecular function: methyltransferase activity. The record is from RefSeq and is a predicted model, not a curated record. The coding region runs from base 1 to 1539 and encodes 512 amino acids.